Ceutorhynchus assimilis (cabbage seed weevil) is the source of this 2738-nucleotide messenger RNA. NCBI's taxonomy places the organism in Eukaryota, Metazoa, Arthropoda, Insecta, Coleoptera, Curculionidae. The record is from the annotation of a GenBank genome assembly.
CAGUUUAAAAAUUCGAUUUUUAAAUAAUUUUUUUUUCAAAAAUAAGCGUUUUUUUUCGGAAAAAAAGUAUACAGAUAGUAUUAGAAUGACUAAAAGAAUAAUUUAAAAAUGUUUUUGAAAAAUGUGAAAGUGGCCCAUUACGGUGAUUUCUGGAAAAUGCCCAAUAUGACGUCUUCUUGACUUCAACUGAACAUAACCUGGCUUUUUUGUUUAGGUGAGGACUAGAGUGGGUUUGUUUAUGUUGGUUCUUUAAAUUUCAAAUAAAUUAAAUUACAAAUUACAUCAUUCUAUUAGUUUAUUAAAAUCUCUUGUAAGCUUCCAGUGCCAACUUAUAAUGGAAAAUCUCGAGGAAAAUCUCUCUAUAAUGCGAACUCGGAUCUCGACUCGAAUGCGAUAUAACAUGAAAGAUCACAUUUUCCAACCUCUACCACAAGAAAUAAUCAGAGGUCAUGAUUUGUUCAAAGCAGAAGAGAAAAAUAAAUAUUUUGAUAAAUUACUCAAAAAAACUCUACCAUCAAGUGACUGGCACGGAAUAACAUCGGGUUUAAAAUGGAAGUUCUUCCUCGAUCAACAUUCAUUGGAAAAGCCCAAUAGAAGGAACAAAAAGAAAACAUUUCUUACUAGGAAGGAAAGAAAAAAGGCGGGAUUGUUGAAAUUACCAAAGGAUGAGUGGAAUUACAAUUCCUUAGAAGCAAUACGAAACAUGUGGAAGGAGUAUAUGAGAGAAAAUUUAGAUUUAAUUAAUAAAGCUCCUACAUGCACUGAUCAAGAGUGGAACAGCUUCAGUGUAAUAGUUGCAAAAUCCGAAAUGAUCGGUUCCGAUAUAAAAGUUAUAAAAUCUAAAGUUCCUAGCUUAAUAGGAAUGAGCGGAACUGUGGUUUUGGAAACUAAAAUGUCUUUCCAAAUAGUUACACCUCAGAAUAAACUGAAAAUUAUACUUAAAGAUACUUCAGUGUUUCAAUUUGUACUUGACAAUAUGAAAUUUACAUUCUUUGGCAAGCAUUUGACCGCAAGACCGAGUGAUAGGAGUGUGAAAAAAAUUAAAACUUUAAUGCAACCUGAUUUGUGAUUACAACAAUAAUUAAGUAUAUUUACUAAAGUUACAACUUUGUAUUUAUGGUUUAUUUACAAUUCAAUCCUCUCAAGAUUGUACGUUCCAGGAUACUUUCAGCGGUUUUCUGGAUUUAUGUAGGGUAAAACAUUAUGAUGAUUUGAAAAUUAUCAAUAUUCAUUUAUCAGCCAUAUUAGGUACCUUCCUCCAUAAUUUGGAUAAGAGUAAAUUUCAAAAUAGGAUCGAACCAAAACUUUCACCUUACAACUGAUAUGAUUAUGAUCAGUAAUAAUUGAAUGCAUUUUAUAUUUUUAUAAUGUUUGCUCUGGAAAUUAAUGUAUUAGGUAUGUUCAAAAGCAAACAUUUCUGUAAUUGUUUUCAUGUUUUAAAUUAUAAAAAUCUUUAUGUGUUUUGGGAUUUAUUGAAUAAAAAAGACUCAGUUUUGUAAUUUCUUUAAAAAUAAAUGUACUUUAUUCAAACAUGUAUCACAGUUGGACCAAAUACUGUAUCAAUAUACUCAUAUACUUGAACACAAUUAGAUUUUGAGCUAACAUCAGCACUAGCUCCCCACAGAAUUAGUCCGUCAAUGUUGUAACUAGCUAUAGAAGUUAAGGUCAUAAACAGAUCUUGCUAAAACAAAAAUAAGCUUAAUUUUUCAGGUUUUUUACAUAAAUACGGUUCUACCUUUGACAAAUAAUUUCCUGUAUCUUGAUAUUUGUACCAGUAAUAGACAUAAAUCUUUUUGUUAGAGUCUGAAUUAUUUCUUAUUCUAAUGGCUUCAUCCAAGGAGGUUUCAAUGUACCGUACUCGUUGCUCUGCUGUGUAAGAUUCUUGCAAAUAUACUGAAGGAUAGAGGCUAUCUGACAAAUCAAAUAACCAAUUUAUUCUAAAAAAGAAUUGCAGAUGGUAUAUUAAACUUAUGUUAACUAUAUCUUGAAGAAUUUCUAUUCAAUAUGUAUCAAAUAACAGUGAAAACUCAGAGAAAGUUUCUGUACAAAAUUUGAUAGCCGUUUAAAAAUACUUCAGUUUCUGUUCAACAAUGGCAUGGAACCUUCUUUUGGGUUGAUGGAAUUACUUAGCAAUUAACUUGAGUUUUAUUUAGCCAAUUCUUUGAACAACGUUAGGGACGUUUUGCACUGUUACUCAUAGUGAUUUCCUAUACAAUGUAAUGUACAACUGGAAAAAAUUAAUUUCUCAGAUUCCUCAAAAUUUUGAAGAAUUGUAAUAAAUGUAUUAUUGAACUACAGUAGAAGAUUAUUAGACAACAAAGUAAUUUACCGAUCGUUCUCGUCCAUAACUAACUUGCUACAUUCCUUUUGGUAACCAUCGCCAAAGCAAUAAGGAAAGUGGUAGUAACCCCACAAGGAUUUUGGUCUUAAUUCUUUAGCCAACUUGAGUGUUUCUUCCAUAAAUAAUUUGGCACCUUCAUCAAACCUGGUACAACUCUUAGUUUAUUUAUUUUUAAUUAUAGGUAUUCGUGUUCUCUUACCUUCUUGCAGCUUCUUUUUUGAUCCACUCUUCCGGCCAAGCGGAAUAUUUUUGUCUCUCUAUAUGUUCGGAUAAUGUUUGAUAUGGCAAAAGUUUGCCCCAGUGUUGUCUGUAUAUUGGUCUCCAGCUUUCGAAGUCUAUUAUUGCUAAACCUAAAUAAAAUAUUAUAAAAAAAUAAUAAGUAUUUUUGAAAGUUUUU